Molecule: messenger RNA, 2083 nt
Organism: Nannospalax galili (Upper Galilee mountains blind mole rat)
Lineage: Eukaryota; Metazoa; Chordata; Mammalia; Rodentia; Spalacidae
Gene: Mocs3
Product: molybdenum cofactor synthesis 3
Exons: 1
Coding region: 39-1421 (460 amino acids)
Biological process (GO): tRNA wobble position uridine thiolation; protein urmylation
Cellular component (GO): cytoplasm; cytosol
Molecular function (GO): thiosulfate-cyanide sulfurtransferase activity; URM1 activating enzyme activity; adenylyltransferase activity
Source: RefSeq, a predicted model, not a curated record
CGGAAGUCCCUCCCCGCCACUUCCGGAAGCGGUUCUCCAUGGCAGCCCAAGAGGACAUACAGGCCUUGCAGGCUGAGGUUGCCUGGCGUGAGGAAGAGCUGGCGUCCCUGAAGCGGAGGCUGACGGCGGCUCUCGCAGCAGAGCCACAGCCAGAGUCCGCGCGACCGGCCCCGGUGUGUCCGCUGCCGCCCAGGGCCGCCCUGUCGCGGGACGAGAUCCUGCGCUACAGCCGGCAGCUACUGCUGCCCGAGCUGGGCAUGCGCGGACAGCUGCGCCUGGCCGCCGCCUCGGUGCUGGUGGUGGGCUGCGGCGGACUGGGUUGCCCGCUGGCGCAGUAUCUGGCGGCGGCCGGCGUGGGCCGCCUGGGCCUGGUGGAUCACGACGUGGUGGAGACGAGCAACCUGGCCCGGCAGGUGCUGCACGGCGAGGCGCUGGCGGGCUGCGCCAAGGCCUUCUCGGCCGCCGCCGCGCUGCGCCGCCUCAACUCGGCGGUGCAGUACGUGCCAUACGCGCAGGCGCUCAGUCCGGUGUCGGCGCUGGAGCUGGUCCGCGGCUACGACGUGGUGGCCGACUGCUCGGACAACGUGCCCACCCGCUACCUAGUGAACGACGCCUGCGUGCUGGCCGGCCGGCCGCUGGUGUCCGCCAGCGCGCUGCGCUUCGAGGGCCAGCUCACAGUUUACAACUGCGCUGACGGCCCGUGUUACCGGUGCGUGUUCCCAGAGCCGCCGCCGGCCGAGACAGUGACGAACUGUGCGGACGGCGGGGUGCUCGGCGUGGUCCCCGGGGUGCUGGGCUGCCUGCAGGCGCUGGAAGUGCUGAAGAUCGCCGCCGGCCUGGGCCCCUCCUACAGCGGCAGCCUGCUGCUGUUCGACGGCCUCCGAGGACACUUCCGGAGCAUCCGGCUGCGGCGACGCCGGCCUGACUGUGCAGUGUGCGGCCAGCAGCCGUCGGUGACCGGCCUGCAGGACUAUGAAGCCUUCUGCGGCUCCUCGGCCACCGAUAAGUGCCGCUCCUUGAAGCUCCUGAGCCCCGACGAGCGGGUGUCUGUGACCGACUAUAAACGGCUUCUGGAUUCUGGGUCUCCCCACUUGUUGCUGGACGUCAGGCCCCAAGUGGAGGUGGACAUCUGUCGUUUGCCUCAUGCCCUGCAUAUCCCUUUAAAUCUGCUGGAGAGGAGGAAUGGAGAAAGCCUGAAGCUCUUAGCAGAAGCCAUCCAAAAAGAGAAGCGGGAAAGGAAGGAAGGGGCCCCCGUCCCCCUGUACGUCAUUUGCAAACUGGGAAAUGACUCCCAGAGGGCCGUGAGGAUCCUGCAGUCCUUAACAGCAGCUCAAGAAUUAGACUUCUUAACCGUUCAGGAUGUUGUGGGCGGCCUCAUGGCCUGGGCCGCCAAAAUCGAUGGGACAUUUCCACAGUACUGAGGUGACUGAUAGAGUUGAGUGGAUGGCCCUGAUACCUCAAAAGAGAGAUUUAUUUGCACCUUUCCAAUUAUGUAGGGAGAGCCUGAGAUUCUAGUACCUGAGUAUAUGGACUUCUUUGUAAGGAGCCUUCUGAGUGUCAGAGAUGACUGACUUUCUGGUGGAUAAUAAUGUUUCUGAGAACUGCCUUGUGCUUUUCAGCACUUUUGUGCACUAACUUCAAUAUGUGAAAUGGAAUAUGACAGGAUUCUUUUUUUCCCAGUUGUCCCAAUCAAAAUGCUCUCUGGGUCAUCCAUUUUAUACCUGGUUCAGCUUAUUAUUUUUUUUAAAGAUAUUCUUUGGCCCAGGUGUGGUGGCACACACCUUUGAUCCCAGCAGAAGCAGGAAGAUCUCAGCGUGAGGGUCUGGUUUAGCCCAAUUCCUACAUAAUAGGGGGUUUGGGGAUCCAAGCAUAACCAAUGGUUGACCUAAGCCUGGCUCCGAAUGAUUCAGGAGCUGAUAGACUUUUGCUAACAUUCUUAGCAAGGAGGGCCUAACUUUAGGGUUUUGGAUUGGGGUGACUGGAGUUGCCCCUCCUCAUGUAAUGGGUGCCUCUGAGGUUGUAGGGAGGUGGUGGACUGUAGGCUUUUGAGGUACUGGUAGAUAAAGAUUUUGGUUUGAACCAA